Arabidopsis arenosa is the source of this 3778-nucleotide messenger RNA. NCBI's taxonomy places the organism in Eukaryota, Viridiplantae, Streptophyta, Magnoliopsida, Brassicales, Brassicaceae. The record is from the annotation of a GenBank genome assembly.
GCAAGAGCAGAUUCGUUUUCCCCAGAGAUUUCUUUCCUAAAGCCCUAAAGUUUCGAUUUUGAUUUUGAAAGAAUCGAAUUUUUGGAUGUCUCCUGCGGCGGUGGAGAUUGGGUCUCCGGUUGAAAAAGUCUCUUCUUUUCUAAACCCUACGGAAGAUUUCUCUGCAUUUUUCCCGGAGAGUGUUCACUCUCACGAUCAACGAACUAUGGACCCUUCGUUCUCCUUCGGAUUUGGAGCUGGUUCAGGACAAACGACGAAGACUCGGCAAAAGCCGAGGCUGGCGAAAUUGAGGAAGAAUGGAAGAGAGGUGAAAAGACCCUCUUUUUCCGGCGCGAUCCUCUCAGGUUUCAACCCUUUUGCGCCGCCAACUAAAGGUAGUCUUCAUAUGAACAGUGUGAAUGAUAGAGCUGCUGGCCAAUCACCUGGGGAUAAAUUUUUUGUCUUUGGAGCUAGUGAGAACAGUUCUGGUGCAAAAGCUAGUCCAGGUAAUGCCACAAUAGCUUCUUUGUCUGAUGAAGAUGAGUUUAGUACACCUAUAGGAGACUCUGAGUUGGAUUCGGAAUCCAUUAAAGAACAUUCACAUGGAGUUAUGGGAAAGGUGGAUAAUGAUCGGGAAAACAUCAGACCGUGUAGUGAGAGCACAACUUGUGAUGCGACAAAUGGAGUUAGGUUUGAUCGUGGUGUAAACGGAAGCUGGAAAAGUGUUCAGAAUCCAGAUGCUGUCAAGGAGUUUUUUCGAAGACAGGAUUGCAUGGACAAGAAAUCAGCGAGUAAAUCUUGUAGCAAGUCUAACAGUGUACAAUAUGCUGAUGGUAAAACUGUCGAUCAUAGGGAUGAUCCCGAAUUGAACCUGCUUGCUGACAUGGAGAAGCUUAAUAUCAGUGAUUCCAGAGUUCAUGGUGGCAGUGACUAUGAGGAAGCAAGAAAAUCCAGUAACACACCUGUAUUUACUUUUAGUAGCUUUGGAAAGGUUGAUCCUAAAUGUAAAGAAGGUGCGUCGACAUCAAGGCCAUACUCUUUCAGUUCCGAUGGUUUUCACCAAAGUAAUAAUGCAGCAGAUGAAAAACCCACUUUUCAUUCCAAGACCACCAACGUAAACAACUUAACAAACACUAGCUUUGGUACAAAAACAUCCUUUGAUGAUUUCAAAGUACCUGAAUGGGAUCCUUUGUUGCUUAAGAGAAGUCUAUUUCCAGAAGUAAACAGAAAUCCAGUACUUGCACGAAGUAAUCGUUCGUCCAAGGACAAGAGAUCAAAGAAAGUCUUGGAAAAAAUGAAACAGCGUAAGCAAGAUCGAUGCAACGAUCAGACUGCUGAGGGAAUUGAGGAUCACGAAAAACUCAAUUCCCCUGGAUAUUGCUCACCCAUGGAUUAUUCUCCUUAUCAAGGUGAGACAGCCAGCAAUCAACUUCCAACAGAAACUCCUCUGAGACCCUCACAUUCAAGAGAACCCUCAGCCAGGGAUUCAUUUCUCUUUACGGCAGAGGAUCAUGGGAGUAGUUGUAUGCCAAAUUUUUCUUUCUCAGCGUCCACCUCUCAGGGAACAAUACCACAUAAAAAGCUUCAAGCUGUAAAGAAAUAUAGGAGGAAAGUUAAUAACAGUGUGCCCAAAAACAAUCUUAAUACAACCAUGCGAAACAAUCAAGAAAAUCAACGUGUGAAUACAGGUCAAUCCAAACAGGACUCAGGCUCUACAUCAAUGAUGCCUGAUGUCUGUGAGGUUUGGCGACUAAGGGGAAAUCAAGCCUACAAAAAUGGUAAUAUGUGUAAAGCUGAGGAAUGUUACACACAUGGUAUUCGUUCUUCCCCGUCAAAUGAUAAUUCAGAAUACUCUGUGAAGCCUCUUGCGCUUUGCUAUGGUAACCGCGCCGCAGCACGGAUUUCUCUUGGAAGAUUGAGGGAGGCUAUAAGCGACUGUGAGAUAGCUGCCUCACUUGAUCCAAGCUACAUUAAAGCGUAUACGAGAGCUGCAAAUUGUCAUCUUGUGCUGGGGGAACUUGGAGCAGCAGUGCAGUAUUUUAAUAAAUGCAUGGAAUCCACCUCUAGUGUCUGCUUGGAUCGACGAACUACUAUAGAAGCAGCUGAAGGUUUACAACGGGCUCAAAGGGUAGCUGACUUUACCAACUGCGCAUCCACUUUUUUGGAAAAGAGAACACCCGAUGGCGCAUCUGACGCAUUGGUUCCAAUUGCCAAUGCCUUAACAAUUAGUUCAUGCUCAGAUAAAUUGCUUCAAAUGAAGGCCGAGGCCCUAUUUAUGAUCCGACGAUAUAAAGAAGUGAUCGAGCUGUGUGAGACUACCCUUCAGACGGCUGAGAGGAAUUUGAUUUCAGCAGGGAUUAGUGGGACGACAAAUGUUGAUGGAUUAGGGUCUACAUAUCACUCGCUAAUAGUUUGGAGAUGGAACAUGAUUUCCAAGUCGCACUUCUACUUGGGAAACCUUGAGAAGGCCCUUGAUAUAUUAGAAAAGUUACAGCAAGUGGGAUAUACCUGCAAUGAGAAUCAGGAAGAGUGUCGUGAGUCACCAGCUUCUUUAGUAGCCACCAUUUCUGAACUCUUACGUUAUAAGAACGCAGGUAAUGAAGCUGUUCGGGACAGAAAGUAUAUGGAAGCAGUAGAGCAGUAUACUGCUGCACUAUCAAGAAAUGUUGACUCACGCCCGUUUGCAGCAAUUUGCUUUUGCAAUCGUGCGGCUGCUAAUCAGGCCCUAGUCCAAAUUGCCGAUGCAAUUGCCGACUGUAGUCUUGCCAUGGCUCUUGAUGAAAACUACACAAAGGCAGUUUCCAGGAGAGCCACAUUACAUGAGAUGAUCAGAGAUUAUGAUCAAGCAGCUAGUGAUCUCCAGAGGCUUAUCAGCAUUCUCGUAAAGCAAAGUGAUAAGACAAAAACGCCAGAGACAUCUGCUGAUCGUGCAAGCAGCAGGAAAGAACUAAAGCAGGCCCGUCAACGGUUGUCUGUGAUGGAAGAAAAAUCUAAAGAGGGCAUUCCUCUGGAUUUCUUCCUCAUCAUGGGAGUGAAGACAUCUGACUCUGCUGCUGAUAUCAAAAAGGCAUACCGCAAAGCAGCUCUUAGACAUCACCCAGACAAGGCUGCACAGAUCCUUGUCAGAAGCGAAAGUGAAGGACCGUGGUUGAAGGAAAUAUUAGAAGAGGUUCACAAGGGUGCAGAUAGGCUCUUCAAAAUGAUUGGAGAGGCAUAUUCAGUUCUUUCUGACCCAAUUAAGAGGUCGGACUAUGAACUUGAUGAAGAGAUUAGAAAAGCCAGGGCAUCUAGAGAAAGCUACAGAAGAAAGGCUGCAGAAGCAAGUAGCCCUCCAUAUCAGACAAGCAGGCGACAUUGGAAGGACAGCGGGAGGACAAACCGAAACACGCCUUCUUGGUGGUGCUCUCUCUCGCUUCGAUUUCUCUCUCGACUCCUUCUCCUGUUUAAAUUUGCUUUAAAGACGAUGCAACAAGGUCAGGAGAAGAAGCAUGGUGAUGAAAAUGAUGGGCAUGUUCCAUAUGUACCUUCUGGUGACAGAAUUAUGGAGGCUAUGCGGGAUCCUGUUAAAUCUCUUUUGAUGUUGCAGGUUGAUCUUAAGGCUGAGGCAGAGAAGACUGAUGGUGGUGUUGGAACUGGUAACCAGAAUAAGAAUUUGAAGACUUUGACAAAGGAGAUGCUCUAUAUGAGGCUCGGGUUGUAUUGUUAUUAAGAUUUUUGAAGUUUAUGUUUGGUAAUGAUGUUGGCUCUUCGUUAAUUGUCAUAACAUAUGUUUUGGUUCUUAUAAAAAAAUCAAUUUCAU